CGCCUCGGUGAUGCACAGUCGCGUUUCCUCCUCAACAAGUUGCACAAGAAGAAGAAUAAGAAGAGGCACACAUAGAGGAGACUAGGGGAGCCCCGGCAGCUGCAGGGCUGCACUUUGGUUCUUCACCUUGGGACUUGAUCUCCUCGAAUCUGCUUACUCGAUCGGGUGCACUUUGUGAAUUUUACCAAGCACCAUGCUGCCGCUCCGCCGACAUGCGGCUGUCUGGCUGCUGCUGGUGGUGGUCGCGAGGGGCUUGAACGAAGCUACGGCUAAGGGAUGUGCUGGCUGUGGAAACUGUGACUGUAGCGGUGUGAAAGGAGACAAGGGUGAAAGAGGUUUACCUGGCUUGCAAGGUCCAAUGGGAUUUCCUGGAAUGCAAGGUCCAGAAGGACCCAUGGGGCCAAUGGGUUUUAAGGGUGAUUUUGGAGAGCCAGGUCCUGCAGGUCUGAAAGGUAUUAGGGGUCCUCCAGGAUUACCCGGAUUCCCAGGAACCCCAGGCCUUCCAGGUAUCCCCGGUCAAGAUGGUCCACCUGGUCCAUCAGGAAUUCCAGGAUGUAAUGGCACAAAGGGUGAGAGAGGUUAUGACGGAGCACCUGGAUUACCUGGACCCCAAGGCCCAAUGGGUAUCCCAGGAAUUCCUGGAAUAAAGGGUGAUCCAGGAGAAGUCAUUGGGCAAAUCCCAUUUAAAGGUGAAAAGGGCUUUCCAGGAGUGCCAGGAUUACCAGGUCGACCUGGUCUGCAAGGAAUCCAAGGACCUGUUGGUCCACCAGGACCUGAAGGAUAUCCAGGUCCUCCUGGUCCACCUGGCCCUCCAGGAGAAAAGGGCAACAGACCUUCCUUCCAGGGUGCAAAAGGUGACAGAGGAGAUCCAGGACCUCGUGGCCCUCCUGGCCCACCAUACCCUGAGGUGGCUGGUCCAACUACAGUCACAUUAUUUCCAGGACCAAAGGGUGAUAAAGGAGAUUUUGGUCCAAAAGGAGAAAAGGGUAAUCAAGGACUCCCAGGCUUUACCACUAAAGGCAACAAAGGUGAACCUGGUCCUCAAGGACCAAGAGGAAAACCAGGUAAAGAUGGAGAACCAGGAAUACCAGGAAUACCAGCACAAAAGGGUGAACCAGGAUUUCCUGGUUUUCCAGGAUCAAAUGGAGAAAAGGGUGAGAAAGGGGAAGUUGGACCAGCUGGACCUCCUGGAAGCGUAAUUACUGAAAGUGGUGAAGUAAGUGGUGAAAAAGGGGACAGUGGUCCCCCGGGAAGGCCAGGUAUACCAGGAUUGAAAGGAGAAAAAGGCACUCCUGGCCCUCAGGGACCUACAGGUCUCCCAGGUCGAGAUCUGGAAGGACCCGCUGGUCCUCCUGGAUUUCCUGGAGAAACAGGACAGAAAGGAGAAAAAGGCUACCCUGGAAUAAAUUUACAAGGGCCUAAAGGUCAAGAUGGACUUCCUGGUUUUCCAGGAGAACCCGGACCUCCAGGUCUUCCAGGUGAUACUAUUUGUGAAGUUGUAGGCCCUCCUGGCCAACCAGGAUAUCAAGGAGAAAGAGGACAGAAAGGUGACAAAGGAGAUACCUGCUUUGACUGUGCGGCCGAAGGGCCCCCUGGUCUUCCUGGACAACAAGGCCCUCCUGGUCCACAAGGAUAUCCAGGGUCACCAGGCAUUAAAGGAGAAAAAGGCUCUCCUGGAACUUUAGGCCUUCAAGGUCUUCCCGGUCCUCCAGGUAUUCGAGGUUUGAUUGGAUACCCAGGAGCAAAGGGUGAACCUGGAGAACUCUUCUUUAGUCCAGACCUUAAAGGCAGCAAAGGGGAUCAAGGUUUACCUGGUUUUCCUGGAACUACAGGUCAAACAGGAAGUCCUGGAAGAGAUGGUAUACCUGGAUUACCUGGAGAAAAAGGGGAACCAGCCACUAUUGGAUUCAAAGGAGAUCGAGGUUCCGAUGGAGAUCCAGGUUUAAAAGGAAUUAAAGGAGAGAGGGGUCCUCCUGGUCUUCCAGGACACACUUUGCCUGGCGUGCCAGGGGAAAAAGGAAAUCAAGGAGUACCUGGAAGACCUGGCUUACCUGGCACACCUGGACCCAAGGGUGAACGUGGUGAAACUGUUCCUAUGCCUGGACCUAGAGGACUUCCUGGAUCACCUGGAACCCCAGGAAUACAAGGCCUACCAGGUGACGUUGGCCCUCCGGGAUUCCCUGGCAAUCCAGGAUCUCCAGGACUUAAAGGUGACCAAGGUUUCCCAGGAAUAGGGUUUCCAGGUGAACCUGGCCCGAAAGGUCAUCAAGGCAUGCCAGGGUCUCCUGGACAGCCGGGUGUUCAAGGACAGCCUGGUCUGGAAGGUGUACCAGGAAGGCCAGGUCCACCUGGGCAAAAGGGUGAUCCUGGUGUUGGUCUUCCUGGACCCAGAGGAUUUCCAGGCUCCCCUGGAGCACAAGGAUUUCCUGGAGAUAAAGGAAGUGAAGGACUUCCUGGAAUUCCAGGGAAAGAUGGUUUAACUGGUCUCCCAGGGUUUCAGGGUAUUAAAGGUGAUCUUGGGUUUCCUGGACCCCAGGGUCCUCCUGGACCCCCUGGUCUUGCUGGGAUAGGUGAGCCUGGUCUACCUGGUCCUCAAGGUCCACCUGGCUUACCUGGCCCCAUUGGACAACAAGGCCCAAAAGGUAACACUGGCUUACCAGGCUUACCUGGUCUUGAAAUGCCAGGACCACCAGGUGAAAAAGGAGCACAAGGGAUCCCCGGACCUCCAGGAUAUCAGGGUCUUCCUGGAUUGCAAGGUACUCCAGGAAGAGAAGGUCAACCUGGAAGUUCAGGGCUCAAAGGAGACAUGGGAGAUAUGGGAAUGCCAGGUAAAAAUGGUGCCCCAGGAUUUACUGGUGAUCCAGGUGCCCCAGGACAAAGAGGGGAUCCAGGUCCUCCUGGUCUUAGGGGAGUUCCUGGUGAUUUUGGACCGAAAGGAGAACCAGGUGAGAAAGGCAUUCAAGGCCCUGCUGGCUACAUGAAUGCCACUCAGAUGAUGCAUUACAAAGGAGAAAAAGGAGAUCAUGGAGACUCAGGUGGUACAGGGCCUACAGGAGAAAAGGGAUAUCAAGGAAUAAUUGGUGACCCUGGAGUGCCAGGAAAAGAUGGACAACCUGGAGCCCCAGGCAAGCCAGGACCCAAAGGUGAUUCGGGGGCUCCUGGGUUACCAGGACAUCAAGGUGUUAAAGGAACUAAAGGAACGAUGGGUCCAAUGGGCAUUCCAGGUUCCGAUGGAUUAAAAGGUGACAAAGGUUUCCAAGGUACUCCAGGUAUUCCAGGAUUUCCUGGUACCACUGGCGAUAAAGGGGAAAGAGGAGAUCCAGGACCUGAAGGAAUUGGAUAUCCAGGAUCUAAAGGUGAAAAGGGUGAAAUAGGUCUUCCUGGUUUUCCUGGUGAAGUGGGCAUUAAAGGAGAAAAAGGAACCCCUGGUGUCCAUGGCAUGCCUGGAAAGGAGGGUCUGAAAGGAGACAUCGGUCUUCCCGGAUAUCCAGGUAGCCCAGGACCUCAAGGUGAAAAAGGAAUUACAGGAUUACCCGGACAACCAGGUCUGCCCGGCCAACCAGGAAGGCCAGGUGAACCAGGUCUUCAGGGCACUCCUGGCAUUCCUGGAGCUAAAGGCCAACCUGGUCAAGAUGGAAUCCCUGGACCAUCUGGAGAGAAGGGAGACCAAGGUUUAGCAGGACGAGGAUUUCCAGGAGCAUCAGGAGCAAAAGGAGAAAAAGGCCUCAAAGGAGAACCUGGCCUUCCUGGCAGACCUGGCAGCCCUGGAGUACCAGGUAUUAAAGGAGAUCAUGGAGUUCCAGGACUUAAAGGACAGCAAGGUUUCCCUGGCCAUCAAGGUCAACCAGGCAUACCAAUGCCAGGGCCAAAAGGUGAACGUGGGCAACCAGGAAGCCCCGGAGUUCAAGGUCUACCAGGGUUGCCAGGGUUGCCUGGACUGGCAGGAGAUGCUGGAAGUAAAGGGGAUAAGGGAAAUCCAGGCUAUCCUGGGCAACCAGGGCCUCAAGGAAUAAAGGGAGAUCGAGGUUCUCCUGGAAUUAUUGGCAAUCAAGGUCUGCCAGGUUUGAAUGGACAAAAGGGCGAACAAGGACUACAGGGUGUUCCAGGGUUCCCAGGGCCAAAAGGCUUUUCAGGACCAGUUGGAUACAAAGGGGAGACGGGAGAUCGUGGCUUUACUGGAUCUAAAGGUGCUGUUGGUCCCCCAGGGCCACCUGGACCAACUGUUAUUAUUAAAGGUGACAUUGGUCUGCCUGGUCCUCAGGGCCCACAAGGUCUACCAGGAUCGCAAGGUUAUCCAGGUCUUAAAGGAGCACAAGGUGUGCCUGGAGCCAGUGGUCGACCAGGAGAGGAUGGAAUCCCUGGAUUUGAUGGGCUACCUGGAGCUAAAGGAGAACCUGGACCAGUAGGCCCCAUAGGGCCAAGAGGAAAUCAAGGUCUACCAGGGCCUGAUGGACCCCCAGGCCCAGGAGGACCACCUGGACCUUCAUCUAUAGCACAUGGCUUCUUAGUUACAAGACACAGUCAGACAAUAGAAGUGCCAGAAUGUCCAUUUGGAACAGCUCGCAUAUAUGAUGGCUACUCUCUACUGUAUGUGCAAGGCAAUGAAAGAGCACAUGGUCAGGAUCUUGGUACUGCUGGAAGCUGCCUCCGCAAGUUUAGUCCAAUGCCAUUUUUGUUCUGCAACAUUAACAAUGUUUGCAACUUUGCAUCAAGAAAUGACUACUCAUAUUGGCUAUCAUCUCCGGAACCAAUGCCAAUGAAUAUGGCACCAAUAACUGGUGAAAACAUCAAGCCAUUUAUCAGCAGGUGCUCAGUCUGUGAAGCCCCAGCCAUGGUGAUUGCUGUGCACAGUCAGACUAUCCAAAUUCCUCCAUGUCCAUCUGGCUGGGAUUCCUUGUGGAUUGGAUACUCCUUUGUUAUGCACACUAGUGCCGGUUCGGAGGGUUCGGGACAAGCUUUAGCCUCUCCUGGCUCCUGUCUGGAAGAGUUCCGCAGUGCUCCCUUUAUUGAAUGCCAUGGCCGUGGGACAUGCAACUUCUAUGCAAAUUCUUACAGCUUCUGGCUUGCAACUAUUGACAACGGUGACAUGUUCAGGAAGCCCAACCCAGCAACACUGAAAGCCGGAGACUUAAGAACUCACGUAAGCCGAUGCCAUGUAUGCAUGAAGAGAAUGAAGGGAACAUAACAUUGCUUCUGGGCCUCUCCAGCUUUUAAGCAGACUCUUUCUCAACUGUGGUGCUAUUGUGUAAGAGUUCCCAGAGUACCUCACCGUAACAUGAGAGAUGUGCGGACACACUGCCGAAUGAGAGCAGUGCACGCUGCCUUCUUGAGAUGUGUGGAAACUUCAUUCGUAUUUUUUUUCAGUAUCCUGAAUGGCACUUUGUUUACUUACUGCACUGAUUAUACUCUUAAGCAAAUGUGUCUGAACUACAUAAAGGUGCCGCCAAGUAUGCUG
Messenger RNA from Polypterus senegalus (gray bichir), 5455 nucleotides. It is a transcript of the gene col4a1, whose product is annotated as collagen, type IV, alpha 1. The record is from RefSeq and is a predicted model, not a curated record. Gene Ontology annotation, cellular component: basement membrane; collagen trimer. Lineage: Eukaryota; Metazoa; Chordata; Cladistia; Polypteriformes; Polypteridae. Bases 194 to 5185 code for a protein of 1663 amino acids. Gene Ontology annotation, molecular function: extracellular matrix structural constituent. The transcript is spliced from 52 exons.